GAUGGGCGGGCGCGCGGAGGUUAAAGUGAAAAUACCUUUUGGAAACAAAUACCUUGAUGCUAUUUUUUCUGUCCCAGAGAAGAAACCAACAUAUGGAGUGAUUCUUACUCAUGGAGCUGGAGGAGACAUGAAUUUCCCUCACUUGGUGUCCUUGGCAGCCUAUCUUGCAUCCCAUGGAGUUCUGUGCCUGCGGUUUACUUGUAAAGGCCUUAAUGUUGCCUACAGGACUAAGGCUUUCAAAGCAGUUGUGGAAUACUUAAAACUUUGUGAUGAUUAUAAACUUUCUGGUGUUUUCCUUGCAGGCCGUUCCAUGGGCUCACGAGCUGCUGCCUCUGUGAUACGUCAGCUGAGCCAGGGUGGUGAUGAUGAUGAUGAUGGCUUCAUUCAAGGUCUCGUGUGUUUAUCUUACCCAUUGCAUCGACCAAAACUGCAGUCCAAGCUCCGGGAUGAGGAUUUGUUACUGAUCACAUGUCCAGUGCUGUUUGUCUCGGGAUCAGCAGAUGAGAUGUGUGAAAAACAAUUGCUAGAAGGUGUGGUGAGCAAAAUGAAAGGCCCUAAAAAAAUCCAUUGGAUUGAUAAAGCAAACCAUGGGAUGGCAGUCAAAGGACGAACAGCAGAUGAUGUCAUGGAAGAAGUAAAUGCACAAGUUUUUUCUUGGCUUAGAGAGAAUGUUCAACUGCAGCAAAAAUAAUUUGCAGUGUUCAAGCAGUAUCUUCAUUUAGUUUUUCCUAAAUGUGGCAAAUAAGGGGUUUGUUAUUUUUUAGAGGCAUAUUUUUUAAAAAACUUAUGUUUUCAGAGGUCUAAGUGUAAAUGCAAAUAAAGCUUUGUAUGAAUGAAAAAAAAAUGCAAAAUAAUAAAGAACUUCCAGAAGUACAGAAAAUAUAUCA
This is a messenger RNA of Agelaius phoeniceus (red-winged blackbird), 887 nucleotides long. It is a transcript of the gene TEX30, whose product is annotated as testis expressed 30. The record is from RefSeq and is a predicted model, not a curated record. NCBI's taxonomy places the organism in Eukaryota, Metazoa, Chordata, Aves, Passeriformes, Icteridae.